AUGUACUACGAUCUUAACAAUUUAUACGGAUGGGCGAUGUGUCAACCAUUGCCAUACGCCGAAUUUCGAUGGGUCGAAGACGCUGCGAAUUUUGACGUGAGCGCGAGCGCUCUGGAUUCAUCCAUCGGUUACAUUCUCGAAGUCGAUCUCGCGUAUCCACAACAUCUACACGAUCUGCACACUGCCCUGCCGUUCUGUCCGACGCGCGAUAAGCCGCCCGGCAAGCGCGAGGCUAAACUUUUAGCGACGCUAACUCGCGCUAAAAAUGAUUUCGAGAAAAAUUUAUAUAAAUUAAUGAACAACGCGGUAUUCGGUAAAACUAUGGAGAAUGUGCGCAAUCAUGUUGACGUAAAAUUAUUAAUAAAAUGGGACGGACGAUACGGCGCGGAGGCAAUGAUCGCGAAACCGAUUUCCACAAUCUUUGCAGAAAAUUUGAUCGCCGUCGAACUGCGCAAACUCGAAGUGAAGUUCAUCAAGUCGAUUUACGUGGUCUUACGAUACCCACUUGUACGAACGGCUGAAAAAAUGUACGCUAAAGAGAGCAGUGCAUCGUACGAUGUGAAGAAGGAAUAUAACAUUACGGAGCAUCGUGCAGUGCGUUUACUGAGCAGACGUUACGAUCCGACGAAUACGGGCUACAAAUUUUUGGAAAUUGGAAUCAACGUUGGCCCACCGAGUUACGUGGAGAUCGCCCUUGGAGAUCAUCGCGGACACGAACUAUCGCUGUCUCUCGAAAAGCCGUGGAAGAGUCUCUACGAGCAGCGAGGAAAUAUUUACAAGCUGCGAUUUAAAGAGGAUGAUUUUGAUGUUAAUGAUAGAGAACAUAGUGGUGCUCCUCAGAAGGUUACAAACAAUGAAUUGCAAGCAUUACUCGAUCAAAACUCAUGUCAAACACAAAACGAACUUGCACAGCAAUUUGGAGUAACUCAACAAGAUAUUUCAAUUCGUUUACGGCAGAUGGAAAAGAUUCUAAAGGAAGGAAAGUGGGUGCCGCAUGCAUCAAGUGAAAAAAACAAAAAUGAUCGUCUUGAGAAGUGUUUGAAUCUGUACAAUAAACAGCAUAGAAAAUCUUUCUUGUGGAAAAUCGUGACUGGACAAUCCACUACAUCAACGCCAAAAUGCAACAUCCACAGCAGCAAAGUUAUGCUAUGCAUCUGGUGGGACAUGAAGGGUGUGCUAUAUUAUGAACUACAUCCGAAUGAAACGGUUAACAGUAAUCGCUACAGUCAACAAUUGACAAUCCGUUUAAAUCAAGAAAUCGAACGAAAUCGUCCAUUUACUGGCAAAGGAAAACGUCCUGUGAAAUUGCUUCACGACAACCCUAGGCCUCAUGUUGGUAAACCUGUAAAGGAAAUGUUGCUAGCUCUUGGUUGGGAAGUUCUGCCGCACCCGGCGUAUAGUCUAGACAUAGUCCCUUCUGAUUAUCAUUUAUUCCGGUCAAUGCAAAACGCCUUAUCCGAUGUACACUUUUGA
Acromyrmex echinatior (Panamanian leafcutter ant) is the source of this 1473-nucleotide messenger RNA. Its product is annotated as mariner Mos1 transposase. Gene Ontology annotation, molecular function: double-stranded DNA binding; histone H3K4 methyltransferase activity; single-stranded DNA binding. Gene Ontology annotation, biological process: mitotic DNA integrity checkpoint signaling; DNA integration; double-strand break repair via nonhomologous end joining. The record is from RefSeq and is a predicted model, not a curated record. Gene Ontology annotation, cellular component: condensed chromosome; nucleus; site of double-strand break. Lineage: Eukaryota; Metazoa; Arthropoda; Insecta; Hymenoptera; Formicidae.